AUGUUAUUAUUACUAUUAUUAUUGUUAUUAUUAUUACUGUCAAUUUUCUCCUCAACAAUAGUGUUAAUUUUGGUGGAUGGUAUUCCUACAACUAUUAUUUCAUCAUCAUUAUCAUCAUCAUCAUCAUCAUCAUUAUCAUCAUCACCAUCACCAAUCACUCAACCUUCUCCGCCACCUAAUUUUUCAAAUGACCAAAAAAGCGCACAUUCAGCAACAUUUCCAGCUUUGCUAACACAAUUGGAGCAUACAGAGGAGCAAAACUGUGAAAGUCUUCUUGCAUUACCAAAUUUGCAUUAUUUGCUAGAACAUCAAUUAAAGCGCAAUAAUCCACAGCUCUUAUUACUGGCGCAAUUGAUCGCUGAGAAUCCUCACUCACAUUUGCUUCAUCUUCCUGCAAAUGUUUCCCUAAUUUUGGAUUCAUCAUUAGCUUAUAAUCUAUCGUCACCAUUAUUCGUCUUACAACUACAAUGCAGUCAAGUGGGUGAUGACUCAUUACAGCAAUGGAUUCCACUACUUAUUUAUCCAACUUCUGCUUUUCAAUUUUACCUAACCGUACGUCUACGACCUUUUGACCUAAACGCUUGCACUUUAUCACAAUGCAGCAAUACAAAGUGUACGUGGACGAGACAUGGUGGUAUACGAGUUUAUGCUCGUACGUGUUGCACCAAUGAUACGUCAUUAUGCCGUGAUGCCGCGGAGCAAGGUCAUAGUAUUUUGGUGCUUUUUAAUGGAUUAUGUUCAACAAUUUGUAUUUUACUAAUAUCGGUUGUUAUUCGAGAACGUCGCAGACAUCAUGAAGCACGUGGUUGGGCGUUAAUGGAAAUUUUUCUUCUUGGUGCUGCCUUGUUAUAUGCUGUUCUAUUGCUGGAUUGGUUUAAUUCAGCAAUUUCAACGUGUUGUUUUGCGGUAUGGCUACGUCAAAUUGGUUUUUCAACAUUUUAUGGAUCAAUUGUUUUGAAAAUUUACAGGAAUUUACAAGAAUAUCGUGUACGUAAAGCACAUCAUGUUAUUGUAAAAGAGGAAGAUUUGAUGAAAUAUUUGGCAUGUUUAUUAGCAUUAACAUUAACUGGGCUUAUUGCUUGGACACUUGGCUCAUUUGCUGAUCAAGAGCUUUGGAAAAGUGCUUGGCCACAAUGUCCCAUACAAAUGUGGUGUUUAGCUUGGCAAGGUUAUGAAUCGUUAUUUCUAAUCUAUGGGAUGCGAUUGUGUUAUAAAGCUCGAAAUAGUAGUUGGCUGGAACGAUGGCAAUUUACAAUUGCUGUAUGUUUGGAAGCAAUUGUAACACUUCUUGCUAAUUUUAUAAGAUAUUCCAUUCGUUAUUCAGCACAAAGUGAUACACUGAUGACUAUCACAUUUGUACAAUUACAUUUGACUGUUUCUAUUAAUAUUGUUAUUAUCAUUGCUCCCAAAUUUUAUUUGGUUAGCUCUGGUGGCACAAGGCGUACACAGACAUUAGCAGGUACUGGAAGUAAAGCACAUCCAUCAUUGGCUAAACUUCGUGAUAAUUUAUUGAAUGGAACAAUUGAUUUUGCCGAAGUGCCAAUAGUUGAUAUGAAUCCGGAAGAUAUAAGGGCUGAAUUGAAACGAGUCUACACACAGCUAAGAAUGUACAAAUUGAAAAAUUUGUAUCAAGAUAAUCCACAUAUCAGUAGACGAAAAGGUGGUAAAAAAUCAAGCACUGAUAAAACAAUUAUUAAAAAUCGACGCAUUUCAGUACCUACAACAAAUUCUCCUAAAAUUAAAAGAAUUGAUGAUGAGGAACGGAACGAUUUAACAGUGGAAUCGGCACCUCACAAUGUCUUCCUUUCAACAUAUAAACUACAGUUAGAACCACAUCAAUCUGUACGUGUGUAG
Molecule: messenger RNA, 1854 nt
Organism: Brugia malayi
Lineage: Eukaryota; Metazoa; Nematoda; Chromadorea; Rhabditida; Onchocercidae
Exons: 9
Coding region: 1-1854 (617 amino acids)
Biological process (GO): G protein-coupled receptor signaling pathway
Cellular component (GO): membrane
Molecular function (GO): G protein-coupled receptor activity
Source: RefSeq, a predicted model, not a curated record